Molecule: messenger RNA, 3626 nt
Organism: Notothenia coriiceps (black rockcod)
Lineage: Eukaryota; Metazoa; Chordata; Actinopteri; Perciformes; Nototheniidae
Gene: epm2a
Product: EPM2A glucan phosphatase, laforin
Exons: 5
Coding region: 145-1119 (324 amino acids)
Biological process (GO): protein dephosphorylation
Cellular component (GO): cytoplasm; nucleus
Molecular function (GO): starch binding; carbohydrate phosphatase activity; protein tyrosine phosphatase activity
Source: RefSeq, a predicted model, not a curated record
UUUGAUGCAUUGCAAACCACCCUUUUUCAAAACACAGUUCGGGUAUUUUUAGACUACACUACAAUAAAUGUUUCCGCGCGGACUUAAUAUAAGAGCCUAAUAACCCACUCGACACAUUUUACGGUUUUGCGGACGUGUCACUGAAUGAAAGCUGCCACAAUGUUGUUUAGGUUCGCAGUCAUUCUGACUCCGGAGUCUUCGGAUGUAAAGGUCUUUGUUUUGGGUUCGCGUGAGGAAAUGGGCCAAUGGGACUUGAGCGCAGCGGUCCCGAUGACAACCUCUAAGAAGCUCCUGUCCACCCUUGAACCGUGUCUGUGGACCGGCGACAUUCAGCUGGCAGAGCCGUACGAAGACACAUUGUGGUUCAAGUUCGUCAAAAGAGUGAGAGGCACUUAUAUCUGGGAAGCAUUAACAGGUAGCAAUCCGAGCCAUGACAGGUGUUGUUCAUUUGAUGAGAAGAACAUAGUGGAUGGAGUUUACUGCCAUCCGAUUGGUCACUGGAUAGAGGAAACAGGACACACAGAUGAGAUGAAACACACCACCAACUUUUACUUCAGUGUGGCCGGUCAGAAUUCCAUUCAUUUCUCCAGGGUAUUGCCACGUAUUUGGCUGGGAAGCUGCCCUCGACAGGUGGAACACGUGACCAUAAAGAUGAAGCAGGAAUUGGGGAUUACUGCAGUGAUGAACUUCCAGACAGAGUUGGACGUGGUAAACAACUCUAAUGGCUGCAGGCACGACCCAGGGGAAGCCAUGACCCCGGAGACGAUGAUGCGUCUGUACGAAGACUGUGGACUGCUGUACGUGUGGAUACCCACUCCUGACAUGAGCACUGAGGGUCGCAUUAGGAUGCUUCCCCAGGCAGUGUAUCUGCUCCAUGGGCUCUUGGAAAAUGGUCACACUGUCUAUGUUCACUGUAAUGCUGGAGUGGGCAGGUCGACUGCAGCUGUGUGCGGCUUGCUCCUGUACGUCCUUGGCUGGAGUCUGAGGAAGGUGCAGUACUUCGUUGCAGCCAGAAGGCCGGCAGUGUACAUAGACGAGGAGGCGUUAGUCCAGGCUCAAACCGACUUCAUCCAGAAGUUUGGACAACUACGAUCAUCCAUCUCUUACCAAGAGACAUGAGAAUUGAACUCGAUUGUACCAAAGUCUUGACAUUGAAGCCAAAUCGACAGGUAUCGAAAGCUCCACUGGACUUGACUCUUUGAAAUGAUUCCUUACAAUGUGAAAGAAACACUGUAUAGUCAGCAAGAACAUUUACUUACUUUCACUUCGAUGUAAUUUAAGUAAAUGACCCACUUUCGAUAUUGAAAUCAAGUUGAUCCCUAAGUAUCUGGAGAGAGUUCUGCUGGCUGUCGGCAUGGAAGCAAUAAUCCUACUGUAAUGUGUUGGUUUUUAACUUAAGACCCCUCUGCCAUUUAGCACACACAGUUAAAACAUCGUUAGUUUCAGGACACAUCAGUAUUUAAAUGUCUGCACGGUGUUGGAAAGACCUUUUCUUUUUGUAGUGAAAAAUACAGUUGGCAUUUUGAGAAGGCCCUUUUUAGCUGAUGGGUUGGACAGCAAUGUAUGAGAAUAAAUACAAUAAAAACAAUAUAUCAAUCAAUAUAUAACAGUAGCACUGUUUGCUCUCAUCCAAUGAGCUGUGAUUCUCAGUAAAGGAUUAGUCCACAUUGUUAUUGUGUAUCAAAUGAGAAAAUACCCUCUUUAAUUCGGAGGGGGAAAUUAUCAAUAAUAUAUUACUUUGAAAAGAGGUCUUAAUAUUUGGCACUUCAUGCCAAAGCAACAAAUCCAUUCCAAAACUCAAAUAAACGACAAUGCCUCUCCCGCUCCCACGCACACAUUGAAGCAUUCAGCUCCGCCCAUCUCUCUCAGCGAGCUUGAUGGCAUUUCAUCUUUAUUUAUUAAUCCGACAGAUGCUAUUCCGACCCAUCUCCAUCAAUAACGAAAACAACAUCUAGGCCAGACCAUUUUAAUGCAUACAUAAUAAGACAUUAUUGGAAUACUGUUUGUUGUCAAUUCUGAAUGUCUGCCUAGACUCCUAUUGAGGAUAUAUUGCUUUUUUUAAUACAGUGUUUUUGUUACCUGAUUUAAGACAUUUGGUGGAUUGGAAAGGAGAAAGGAGCUUUCUCACCGAGCACAAUUCAUAUUCUCCUUUUUCUUUCAGUGAGUCCCUUCAGCAGACAGCACUUGUUGAGGCUUUCAGUGGUAAAACUAAUUAUCCAUGCAUGAGUGCCAGCCGAAGCAAAUCAUUUUAGAAAUGUUCUAAAAAUAUGAACAAAAACUGAAUAUGGAAUGAGUGACAUGAGACAUAUGAACUAUGAAUUACGCAAAACACCUCAACGUACGUAACGUAAGGGAUGUAUCGUGUCACAGUGUUGCUGAUCAGAUUGUGCUCCACAUCAUCAAAUCCCUUACUGCUGCAUGCAAGCCUUCCUUCCCCACUGUCAUAUCUAAUAAAGGCAGAAAAGCCUAAAAGAACAUAUCAUUGUGUGUUUAGCAGAACCCCUUGUCUGAUGGACAAUGAUAUAUGACAUGGUUACUUGUUGCAGGAUGCAGACACUAGGAAGAGAAAGAACAGGGUGCACAAAGUAUUUACAUUACAAAAAAUAAAAUAUAUAUUCUUUGGCUAUAUACCGUUCCCUAAUUUCAUUAAAAAGUUUCAAAGCUUUUUCCAAUAAGAAGUCAGACACUGCGUCCAUGUCUCGCAAAGGCUUAUUAAACGUCACUCUGCUUUAUUUAGAUUAUCUGUAAAAAAGGAUGAGCUGAGCAUUUUUUCAGCAGACCCAUGAUGAUGAUUUUAAUCAUGAAGUCCGCACUUUAAAUCUCAAACCAUUUGCCUUUGAUACAGUUCUGCUAGCUAGACCGGCCUGCAUUCAUUCAUCAUUGAGAGGAAAAGCUUUUUCACAUGCACAGACGUCAGUCCAGGCACCCAUGUUUCAUUUACCUAAUAGAUUCCAAGUCCACCAUUUGCUAAGAAUAAUCCCAUAAUGAAGAAAUGUCUCUCUCUUUGCUCCAGGGCAGAACUCCAGCUCACCCUGGCAAGUACUGAAAGUAAAAGCCAAAGUGAAGAGAUGCGGUUUGACCGAAUAACUCUAAAUCCACAGGCUCAUUCUACCAUGUAUGUUUCAGGAGCUUGAACCAGCAGCCCCCGGAGGAAGGUUUAUUCAUGUAGUCCAAGAAUAUCUGACUAUGAGACACUCUCUGGAAUAUGAAUAGGUAUGAGUAAUGCCAGACAGUUGAUCUACAAUCAAAUAUAAAUACAUCUGAGAGGCUGAGUGUACCAUUGUUUAAUAAUCGAUACAUCUGAGAUUGGCUGACUGACUGGAGGCUGAGCAGCUGUCUGUUUUAUGCGUGUGCCAUGGCAACAUAUGGCAUGUGUUUUUCCAGACACAGCACCUACAAGACUGGGUAAACAUUUCUUCUGUGAAUGCAUUACUUGCAGUCUGAGUCAUUCCUCAAGCAGCUAGUGGCGGUGCCCCACUGAUAUUCAAUAAUACCAAGCCUUUGUCCCUCGGGGGACCAUAACAAUGAAUGGGCAGAUUUAUGCAGGCUUGAUAUUUCUCUUGCAAAGAAAGUGUUUAUUCCUGUAACACCUGAACUAUGCUCCCUGUUAGCAUCCAAAUACCUUA